AUGCGUGGUUCGUUGCUGACCCCAGUUAUUAAUCCCACGAGUACGUACAUCCACCAGCCACAGACCAUCGACGGGUUUCGGCGAAGAGAAGACGUCUGCGUGUCGGCGCGGCGCCAGAGGCGGUAAGGGCGCGGGCGUGAAUGGCGGCGAGGUGGAGGUGUCUGUGCCCCGCCCGAUCCCCCCGUUCUCAGCCCUCGACCGGUUUGCCUGGCCAUGCCCUUGGACUGUGGCCUGCUUUGUUUAUUCACUGAUCGUCGACGUUACAUCGAAAUACUCUGGAGGCAUCGGUUACUCGUAACGGCCGAUGAGCGUAAGGCCAAACGCCGCUUCAUGAAUCUGAUGCGUGGCUUUGAUACUGAAGAUCUUGAUGUGUUAAGGAAGGUAGAUAAGUUCGUUAUGUAUAUCGCUGCUUGCAGGCCGUGGAAUCCCGUGGUCUGGACAUAAAACAGUGUGCUCCGGGACCUCCAAUGGACAUCGUUGAAGAUUCUGAGUCAGAGGAUGAGGCCCUUCCGCUUCCGCCUUCUGUUGCCCGCAGGGCGUCCGUGGUGAGUUCCCGUUUGCGAAGAUAUUCGACCGUCCGAAUGGACCAUUUGGGCGGAACGACUAUGGUCACGACAGUUGUACCCGUAAGUAAUCAUAUAUCGCGCAUUCCAACACAUCGACAUCAUCAAGCCAACCAUGUAUCUCCCCAUCACAGGCAAGGAUCUCAACGUCAUUCUCACCGUUCUCCGCGAUCAGGGUGCGUCUCGAUGACAUUACCAAUAACAAAUCAUGACUUUUAGAAGAGCUCGGGAAGACCUUCUUCAGACGGCAAUAUCCCCUGAACCUGCUCCUUUGCAAGCUCCUACAAGCCAGCGACAAACACCUGCUGGUCCAUCGAUGGAUAUCAACAAUAUGAACUUGAUCGGCAACACUGGCGAGUUUCAAGAACGCGGUCUCAUUCCUCAAAUUGACCGUCCCAUGUCCAUGCCAUACCUAUGCUGCAAGAUGUGGCGAUGGAAAGAUCUCCAGGUAGAUGCGGCACUUCAUCGUCUUGAUCCAUUACCUUGGUGUAGAUUCGGAAGAGUGACUAUCAACAACGCUACUGUUUCUUGUUGCAAUCCGUAUCACUAUGGACUAUGGAUCAGACGUAAGUUGUUUCGGCAUCCAUCCCUGUAAUCCACAAUCUUUAGCCGAGUUCUCAUCAACCGCUUCCGAAGACAAAAGUAUUUCGGGUAUUGUUGCGAACGGCGGAGGACGGCUGGGUGAACGUUCCGGUAUGUCUUCAGCAAGUAAAUCUCAUUGAAAUUUUUUAAAUCCUAAUGAUCAUAACUGCAGAAACUGACACGGGAUUCGGUGACGAAAUGAGUGCUCAGGCAGCUCGGUCAAUUGGCCACGUCCGGGCAGACUUCCAGAUGAAAGGACAGAGUGAUACUCCUCCACUUGAACCUCCUCCUCUUCCUCCAAGUGGAUCUGCGAGUCCCGUCAACAAUAACCUCUCCGAUAAUCCUAUCUUAUUAAAUCAUUUGACUAGUAUACAUUCCCAGGCGCUCGGUAGGUAGGCAUUUGAAGCUCCGGAUUUUUCCAUUGCAGCGUGGGGUCGGAUGGCCAGGUGGGAGAGAAAAGAGAGGAUAGGUGAUAUGAUCCCUUUGGUAGGCGAUUUCGUGGCCGUGGGCCAAUUAGCCGGCACCGUCUUCGAUGGACAAGACGUAAAAUGCAAUUGGGAUGUGGACAAUCGCGCCUCUUUUGCACUUCUAAAACAGUCUGAAGUUGAAAACUUUGAAGAUAUCUGGUUAUACAAUAGGUGAGAAAAAAAUAUAUUAUUUUUACGACAUUGUUUUAGUGGCGAAAGGCCAAUCUUUAUGUGUGUGUCCCAAUCAAUACAGAGCAUGAAGUCAGCUGCAGAGACCAUUCGCCGACUGUCACCUGGCUAUUGCAUUCGUGUCCAUCGAAAGAACACUGAAACCCCGGAACAGGAACACGCACUUUUGUCAACUGAAUCUCCGCCCAUCGGCGUCUCCUUUUUGACUAUCAGCAUCGGAGUCGGAUGGGGUAUCAACUACCAGCGUUUGUAUGUCUCCGAUACGCCUUGCCGUUACGAGAUCAUCUUCAGCUAG
Messenger RNA from Bursaphelenchus xylophilus (pine wood nematode), 2096 nucleotides. The record is from the annotation of a GenBank genome assembly. Lineage: Eukaryota; Metazoa; Nematoda; Chromadorea; Rhabditida; Aphelenchoididae.